AAAUUCCAACCCAAUCAUACCAAAAUGGCGUCCGAUUCAGCAUCAGCAGCCAAAAAAGUUUAAAGCAAAAUGGAUGACUUAAAUUCGAAUCAUAGCAAUGAACUCUGUGAUAACUCUGAUUCCUGGAUACCAUGUUGGGAAAACCAAUUGCCAAGAACGGGAGGGGAGAUAAAUCUUGUAGAGGACAAAGAAAUCGCAUCAAGAGCAGUAGCCUUUGUUGUUAACAGCACCAGAAAAGGAAUAGUCCCUCUAUGUACUGAUGUAGCAAAUUUACUAAGAGCAAAAAGAAGUCUAGAGAAGAAAGUUCUACUCCUGACAAAAGAGAAUCAAGCAUUGAGAUCAGGCAGUCGACCAACUUCACAUUCCACAAGUCCAACUCCAGCAUCCCUGAGCUCAGACAAAAGUAUUAUCCAUGAUACUUCAUACCAUAUCCAAGAACCGUACAGACCACCCUCUAGAUGCAGCCAGUGCUCAAGUACUGUAAGUGAUUCACCCAAAGUAAGACAGCGACCAGAGAGUCAGCAGCGAUCCCCUAACAGUAGUCGUCACAGCGGUACAUCACCAUUAUCACAGAGACCUGAUAGUCUUCACGGUCAGCAAGAACCACCAGUCUCAACUGAUGGACCUUUAAAUGAAACAGAGGUUCAAAAACCAACUAGAAAUGGUCUGAUGACAAAGGCGGAGGUUCAUGUGGAAUCUAAACCUACCGUUCACACUUCAGGACACUAUGAUAAACACAAUAUAGACAAGAAGAAUGACAGAUAUCAUAGAAUAUCUCAGAAAUCAAAACAGAUAAAGUAUGAAGUUGAAGACAAUAGAAAUAAUUAUGAUGAACUGUACAGUCUAGAAAGUACCUUUGAUGCUGAGAAAGACUUGAAAUACAUUACAGAAUGUCUACAGCAAAUUGAGGUUAAACAAUGCCUUGAUAAAUUAUAUAUUGAGAAUGAAUUACACAGUAACCCAGACAACAAGGUCAAAGGUCCAAAACUUUAUAGUGGAAGUAAACAGAAAACACAAAGUGUUAAUAAAAAGUGGUCCAGAGCAUUAUCACCGAGUGUGACAAGUGUUUGUUCUGAACCAAUCAAAGGCUGUAAAUGUUCUCGUUGUGAGUCUGCUGUCAGGAGUGGCGAUGAAGAUGUAAAUGACGCACAGAAAUUUUCUGUUAGCUAUAAACUGCAAGUGCAACAAGGUGAUUAUGUUGUUGCCAAGGGAGAUAAAACUGGUAGAAUUUGCUAUAUUGGUCACCUUGACAACACACCAGAUGUGUUAUAUGUUGGCCUUGAACUUGCUCAACCAGUUGGACAGCAUGAUGGAUUUUAUAAAAGUAAAAGAUAUUAUACAUGUAAGAAGGACCAUGGUAUAUUUUUUCCCCUCCAAGAAAUACUUUGUAAAGUAAACAAAAAGCCUUCAAAAUUAUUGAAGACACCAAGUAGAGAAGGAAAAAUAGAAGAAGUAACAAAACUGUGACAUUAGUUGUAAUGGAAGAUAUCCACAGACAAGAUUCCGUCCAUCAGUUGGGAAAAACUAAAGUGUGAUAGAUUUAACAAUAUGUUGUAGAAAUGCAGCAUUAGAAUGUAGUUCUUUUAGUUUAUUUUAUCAGAGUUUGAAAUGAAGUUUACCAUGCAAUAGCCCACUUGAUAAGUGUAAAGUUGAAAUUAAUCAGCACACUGCCAUUCAAGCAAAUAUUUUGUUAUGACUAUGAACAGUAAUUUUUUGGGGACAUAUACCUUCUUAUGUUGCUGUAGCUUUUCAUUGUCACUUUUUAUA
Molecule: messenger RNA, 1767 nt
Organism: Mytilus californianus (California mussel)
Lineage: Eukaryota; Metazoa; Mollusca; Bivalvia; Mytilida; Mytilidae
Exons: 12
Coding region: 70-1467 (465 amino acids)
Source: RefSeq, a predicted model, not a curated record